Stegostoma tigrinum is the source of this 6417-nucleotide messenger RNA. RefSeq names its product zinc finger protein 271-like. The record is from RefSeq and is a predicted model, not a curated record. Gene Ontology annotation, biological process: regulation of transcription by RNA polymerase II. Gene Ontology annotation, molecular function: DNA-binding transcription activator activity, RNA polymerase II-specific; RNA polymerase II cis-regulatory region sequence-specific DNA binding. Gene Ontology annotation, cellular component: nucleus. The transcript is spliced from 3 exons. Bases 503 to 1942 code for a protein of 479 amino acids. Lineage: Eukaryota; Metazoa; Chordata; Chondrichthyes; Orectolobiformes; Stegostomatidae.
AAAACCAAGUGAGGAGAUGAUAGAAACCAGAGGGAGACAAUUCCCAACAUGAACGCCCAUUUCGGUUCCUGAAGAAUUACACCCAGAGAAUUCAGGGAAGAUAGUCACUGCAAACAAAUCCCAGCCACCAUUCAAGGAACAGUUGCACAACUUGGAAGACAUCUAGUCCCUUCACAGUUCAACACAGAAGGUUGGGCAGUGAAACCAUCAUCUGGAAAUUGUUCGGGUCAGGGGAAUUUUGACAGAUCAUCAGAUCUGAAACUGGUCAGUGGUGUGCAGCCUUUCAUCGAAACCAAACUUUAUGAAGGUUUGGCUGUGGGUGAUCGGUCUGUGUGAAGGUGGGAAGAAGUGUGAGUGGUCACCAAAUGUUAUGGGAGCUUCAAUCAUUCAUGAAGUACUGACCCAUUCCUACAGGCUCCGUUGAAGUGUGAGAAGGCACCACAGAAGGCUUAUGUGCAGAAGGUGCAUCUGUCCUAAAAGCUGUUAACACAAAAUAAGCUUCAUGGAAGAGAAACCAUUCAAAUGUACGGUCUGUGACCAAGCUUUCACAAAGUCAACAACACUCGUGAAUCACCAACGCAUUCACACUGGAGAACAUCCAUUUAAAUGUAAAGUAUGUGAGAAAUCAUUCUUAUGGCCAUCAACUCUCCGAGCUCACAAAUCAAUCCACACAGGUGAGAAACCAUUUACUUGUGAGGUGUGUGGCAGAUCAUUCUUGUACUCAUCAACACUUCAUAGACACCAACACAUUCAUACAGGGGAGAAACCUUUUAUCUGCAAGAUCUGCAACAAAUCAUUCUUACAGUCAUGGGCUCUCCUUGAACACGGGCGCACUCACACAGGGGAGAAACCCUUCACAUGCAAGGUGUGCAUCAAAUCAUUCUCUGUUUCAUCAGCCCUCCGUAUUCACCAACGCAUCCACACAGGAGAGAAACCAUUCAAAUGUGAUGUGUGUGACAGAUCAUUCUCUGAUUCCUCAACCCUUCGGAAACACCGACGCAUUCACACAGGAGAGAAACCAUUCAUGUGUGAUACAUGUGACAAAUCAUUCACAUAUUCAUCAACCCUCCAAACGCACCAACGUAUACAUACAGGAGAAAGACCAUUUAUGUGUGAAGUAUGUGGGAAAUCAUUCUCUGAUUCAUCCACCCGUCGCAAACAUCGCCACGUUCACACAGGAGAGAAACCAUUCACAUGUGAAGUGUGUUUCAAAGCAUUCUCUGAUGUAUCGGCUGUCCGCAAACACCGACUCAUUCACACAGGAGAGAAAUCAUUCACAUGCAAGGUCUGUGACAAAUCCUUCCUAAGGUCAUCGAUCCUUCUGCUCCAUCAGAGGAUUCACACUGGACAGAAACCAUUCACGUGCAAGAUGUGUGACAAAUCAUUCUUGUACUCAUCAACCUUUCAUAGACACCAACGAAUUCAUUCAGGGGAGAAACCCUUUACUUGCAAGACUUGCAACAAAUCAUUCUUGCAGUCAUGGGCUCUCCUCGAACACCAACGCAUUCAUACAUGUGAGAAACCAUUCACGUGUGAGGUGUGUAUGAAAUCAUUCUCUGAUUCAUCAAACCUCCGAACACACCAACGUAUUCACACAGGAGAGAAACCAUUCACAUGCAAGGUGUGUGACAAAUCAUUCUCUGAUUCUUCAACCCUUCGGAAACAUAGACGCAUUCAUACAGGCGAGAAGCCAUUCACCUGUGAGAUAUGUAACAAAUUGUUCACAUAUUCAUCAAGCCUCCGCAUACAUCAACGUAUUCACACUGGGGAGAAACCAUUCACGUGCAAGAAGUGUGACAAAUCAUUCUCUGAUUCAUCGGCCCUCUGCAAACACCAACGCAUUCACACGGGAGAGAAACCAUUCACGUGUAAAGUUUGCAACAAAUCCUUCUCAAGGUCUUCAACCCUGCUGUUGCAUCAAGGGAUUCAUGUGGGGCAGUAACUCUUCAGGUAUGAGGUGUGUGGGAAACCUUUAUCAAGAUCAUUGAAUGUCUACACUGACUAACAGAUUCAUAUGGAAGAAACCAUUCAAUCAUAGAAUGGGCCAAAUAUCAUUCUUUGCAUCAUGGAGCCUCUGUGCACACGAGACAACCCAUUCAUUUGUGAGAUGUGUCAGAGACUAUCUCCUUAUCAUCAGAACUCUGCAACUACCAACAUAGUCAUACCAGAAAGAACCUGGUCAAGCACUUCUCAAGUCAUUCUCAAGUUUGUCACCUCUCCACAGACAUCCACAUCAGGGACAAACCAUUCAUAUGUGUUGUGCAUCAAAAACAUUCUUGUUAUCAUGGUAUCUCCACACACUUCAAUGCAUACACAGGCAAGAAUAUGUUGAGGUGAGUGCAAAAUUGUACUGCCAGCCUUUUGAUUCUCCCAAUCUAUCAAAGGAUCUCCACAGCUAAGAAACAAUUUACGCCUGAUGUUUAUGAUGAAGUUUUUUUGGCACUUUAAAUUCUUGUUAUCACUAAAUAAUUCAUACAAGGGAAUAAAUCUUUGAAUUAAGAUGAGACUUUCACCCACUGACCAAACCUGCUAAACCAUCAGUGGAGGCACAUUGGAGGAAAUAAUGUUUUGUGUUGCACGUGAUGAAGUUUUUCAUGCAGUUUUUCUUAUGCUCCUUUAACAUAUUUGCACAGCAGAGAAACCCAGUUGGUAUCAGCCUUCACACAGUUGGUAGACCUGCCAGAACAGCAGAGAACUCACCCAGCCAGGUUCUUGCACGUUUGUUGUUGAGUGUAUUUACCUGUACACAGUCUCACAGUGCAGGGUGUUCAGUGGGACUGGGACACAGAACAAGAAGCAGCUCUCACUCCCAUCAAACACCUAGUGAUGACAUCACCAGUGUUGAGGGAUUAUGAUGUCAGCAAUGGAGCCACCCUGCAGUGUGAUGUCAGUGACACAGGACUUGGAGUAAUCCCCAUGCAGUGAGGGCAACCCGUUGGGUUUGUAUCCAGAGUGUUAACACAUACUGAGUAACAAUGUGCACAGAUUGAGAAAGAGAGUCUGAUGUUGUCUUUGCUUAUCAACGUUUCAACCAUAUGUGUUUCAGGCCACAAAGUCCUCAACAUUGACUCAUUGGAGUUUCAGGACUUCAACUCAAACAAAUUCAAGGAAAAUUACAACUGUCCUCCCAGUUGAUGAACGAAUACUUCACCAUGUUCAUUGUCACCAGGGAAGUUGACUAAGUAUAUAUCCCAAAACCAGGUGUCAAUAAGAUGCAGUGAGCCAUAAGCAGCAGUAUGAUUGUACUCCACCACACACUGUCAGCCCAGCAUAGCCCUUGUUCAAUGACCACCAACAUAUACUCCUGAAUCAGGGUCCUGGUCACUGUGCUAUCUGGGUAUAACGACAACUUGUAUUUCUAUAGUGGCUUUAGCAAUGUAAAAGCUCCUGGGUGCAUUGUGAGGCAAAAUGUGAUGCAAGCCACGAAAGGUAAUACAACCAAAUACUUGGAAGUAUAGUGAAGACAUGGAAAGAUUGGGAGAAGGUUAGUGGAGAAAAUUACAGAGGUUAUGAUAAAUGCAUAUCAAAAAUAAUUCUUUGGCUUUAAAGUGCUUGCGGGUGUCUGGUUAUCGAGACAGGCACGAUAGAAAAGGAAAGUCGGUGUUUUCCUUAUGAAAAGGUAACUGAGGCAGAGUGGUGGGAAGCCGUGGAGGGACUUGAAAGGUUAGGCAUAAUCCAGAACCCAACAUAUGCAGGAAGACGUGAUCAUUCUCAGUCCACAGGAUAAUAAUCAGGUCCCAACGCGCAUGCGAAUCUCAACACCUGGAAAUCAGUAAGAAUCCUCAGACACUGUGCACCUCCCACAUAAUUACACCUCACCUCUUCAUAUUUAGGAAUGAGCCAUCAACAAAACUGUGGAAAUCAGAAGGGAAAUACUUCCAAAAAUAAACACACUCAAUAUCCAACACACAGCUCCAGUUGAACAGUUCAGCACAAAGCAGCGAGCAAACCGCUCUCUCAGCUGGAUCUUCUCACACAGCAUAAGGGACAUUUCCACCCCUGAUUACCCACAGGACAGUCAGACUGCCUGAAGAUUGGUGUGGAUAUUAUGGGAUACAAUUUGUAUAAAAGCUGCUCCUUCACCCACCAUCUCCUCACUUAGUUUUCAGUCCCUAUAGGAAGUCAACCAGCUCUGGAAGAGGAAGAGGAGAGAAUGGGCAGAGUGGGUGGGCUCUGUGAUUGACGUCUCUCACAGCCAAUCCAAAUAUUUCUGCAGCAACAUUAGUUUUCUGAAGCUUGUGAAACUGACCCAUGAAAUGGAGGUGACUUUGAGCAGCAGAUCAGGUGGAGAUUUAAACUUUUCAUUGUCCCAUUUGAAUAAAACCUUACCUUGGUAAAACCUGCGAUAAUCCAUUCACAAGUUCAUCAAACCUCUGCACAACAAUAGAUCAACACGGGAGAAGAACUAUUCUGAUAUGGAAUGUGUGAUAAAUCAUUCUCACAGUCAUCAACCCUCUUCGUACACCAACACAUUCACAAAGGGGACAAGCUACUCACAUGUGAGGCGUGUAACAAAUCAUUCUCGUCAUCAUCAGAACUCCAUGUACAACAAUUCAUUCACACAGGGUGGGAACAGUUCAUAUGUAAGCAUGUGAUAAAUCAUUCUCAUUAUCAAACCUCAAAUCUCACGAAUGCAUUCACAGAGGAAAGAAGUUGUUUAAUUGUGAAGUGGGUGACAAAUCAUUUUCAAAUCCAUGAAUACUCCUGCACCACAUAAGACCAUAAGAUAUAGGAGUGGAAGUAAGGCCAUUCAGCCCAUCAAGUCCACUCCGCCAUUUAAAUCAUGGCUGAUGGGCAUUUCAACUCCACUUCCCUGCGCACUCACCGUAGCCCUUGAUUCCUUCUGAGAUCAAGAAUUUGUCGAUCUCUGCCUUGAAAGCAUCCAACGUCCCGGCCUCCACUGCACUCCGUGGCAAUGAAUUCCACAAGCCCACCACUCUCUGGCUGAAGAAAUGUCGUCUCAUUUCAGUUUUAAAUUUACCCCCUCUAAUUUUAAGGCCGUGCCCAUGGGUCCUAGUCUCCCCGCCUAACGGAAACAACUUCCUAGCGUCCACCCCUUCUAAACCAUAGGAUUCGCACUGAUGCAUUAUGGCAGAUCAGUCUCACAUCCUCUGUAUUCAUCAACACAUUCACAGAGGAGAAAUUUUGUUUUAAGCCUGACGCGUGUGACAAAUCAUUCCUCAUUUUAUCAUGAUUCCUGCUGCAUUAGAGGAUUCAGAUAGGAGAAAACAUUCAUGCAUGAUGCAUGCAUCAAGCCAAGUACUUUCUUUCUUGUUCAGGGAUUGCAAUGUAAUACAACUCUGUUAACUGUGCAAUGAACUUGUAUUUUGGUGGCACCUUAUACAGUUGCCAGAUGUCUCUCAUCUCUUGACUGACCAUGUACUUUAGAAGUGCAGUUAUUGUUGAGGUGAACGUGCACAUAAUCAGCUUCCAAAAUAUCACUGCAACAAUGACCAGACCAUCCAUUUGCCUAUGAUGAAAAAUUGCAAGGUUUGCAUCCUAUUUAGCUGGAAGUACUGAGUCAAUGAUCCAUCUCAACCUCUUACUGACAAUUCCAACUUCACAGAUGUCAAUCUUCAUUCAGUCCUGAAGUAAUGAGCAGUUUCAACCGAGGUAAAUAACGCCACUAGUGCUUGAUGCCACCUAAUCAGAUCUGAUAGAUAACCCAGUUGCGUUCUAAUCUUUACACCUUGAACUUGAGAAGCAGAGAGAUCUACCAGGAACGAAGUGAGUAAAGGUAAUUUCUGAACACGAGGUAGUAAAAGAUGAAUAUGAAGGAGUUGCUAUUGUAUAUUGAAUAUUACAAAGGCAUUGUCAUGAAUGGAGGGUCAAAGGACAGAGAACUGGGAAUUAGAAUCCACUGUCCAACUCACCUGUUUGUGGGGGGAGGGGGGGCCGUGGAAGAUUGUCUUACAGGAAUGGAAAUGAUUGGUACAUGGAUCCAGUGUAUUGGAUUUAUUUAUUUAUUGGUGGUUUUGAUGAAAACAAGCUCUGUCCUAUGUCACUAAGUUUUGAGAGCUAGACUAAAGCACAGGAUUUUAAAGAAACUUCUAUCUGUAGUAUCUGAGAGAUUUCUCCUGAUGUGAGUGCAUGUGUGUUAGUAAAGUGAGCCAGCUCCCAGGAGUGGAUAUGGUGUAGAAUCGAACCCUCUUUAGUUGGGAUGUGAAUUAUAGAUAUCCUCUUCAGGUGACAGGUGCUUGACUAAUACCAUGGGGAAUGUUUAUACUGUCCUGUCUGGUGAGGCAGUGGGGGUGAGUCUCUACAGAACUGAGUUCCCUCAGUUCAUUGUACCUCGGUGUAAUAAUGGUGUUAUGUGUUCAUGUGACACUUUUUCAAGAUUCAUUUUGUGAUGUAGGAAAAAUCUUAAAUCAUUUUCAGAUGAUUUGUUAAUUUGGUCGAUUGAAAGUUUGAUGUAAG